Prunus armeniaca (apricot) is the source of this 2352-nucleotide messenger RNA. NCBI's taxonomy places the organism in Eukaryota, Viridiplantae, Streptophyta, Magnoliopsida, Rosales, Rosaceae. The record is from the annotation of a GenBank genome assembly.
AUGUCUGCAACUUUGAUAUUUCUUCUUCCAUUUACUAUAUUCUCUAUUUUUGCAGCCGCUCAACCACGAACUUCCAACAUUAGCUUAGGUUCUUCUCUCUAUCCCAAUAACUCACAAUGGUUAUCGAAUUCGGGCCAGUUUGCCUUCGGCUUCUACAGAGAAGGCAAUGACUUGGCCAUAGGCAUAUGGUUUGAGAAAAUCCAACCACGAACAAUCAUAUGGACAGCAAACCGGGAUGUUAAGCUGCCACGCUCCAAUGAUGUUCAAUUGCUUUUGAGUGAUGAAGGAAUUAAGGUCAUCUUACAAGAUAAGCAAGGGUUAUCACCACCUAUUUCAAAUAUUACUGAGCCUGUUGCAUGGGCUUCCAUGCUUGAUUCUGGUAACUUUGUCCUCUACAACUCAAAUGCAAAGAUCAUUUGGCAGAGUUUUGAUGCUCCAACGGAUACCAUCUUAUCUGGUCAGUGUCUGUUGGCUGGGAGGAAUCUUGUCUCUAGCAUCUCUGCCACGAAUCACGCCACCGGAAGGUUUCAACUUUCCAUGCAGCAUGAUGGGAACCUGCUGCAGUACCCAGUGAAUCCAAUUUCAACAACACCUCAGUAUGCUUACUGGAAUACUGAGACAUAUACAGCUGGAGACAAUGUGUCUCUGAACCUUGAUCACAAUGGACAGCUAUAUCUUCUCAAUUCCACUGGUUUCUAUAUAAAGAAUAUUACUAAUCAGACACAACUGUCUGACAACCGUGUAUACCGUCUAACGAUUGACUUUGAUGGAAUACUUCGGUUGUUUUCCCAUAGUUUGACUCCGAAUGAUUCAUGGUCAAUUGAGUAUUCAUCACCUUCUGAUAAGUGUGCUCCUCUGGGCCUCUGUGGCUUAAAUGCAUAUUGUGUUCCCAUAGAGGAGGAUCCCCCUUGUUUAUGUCUUCCCGGUUUUGUUUUCAUUGAUCAAGACCAAAAAGAUUUAGGUUGCAGGAGGAACUUCAGUACCGUUGAUUGCGCGAACAAGAUUGAAACUAGAUAUUCCAUGACUGAUCUUGAUGGCCUUGAAUGGGAAGACAACCCAUAUUCCGUUCUCACAUUGAAUGAGACUGCUUGUAAAGAGGAUUGCUUGAGAGAUUGUGACUGUGAAGUUGCAGUACAUAAGGACAAUAAGUGCAGAAAACAGAGGUUUCCGCUAAGAUAUGGAAGAACUGAUGAAACUGCUUCAACCCUAGUCAAAAUUGGCAUUGAGAGUUCAGGGACAAAAACUGUGAGCAAGGGAAGAAACAAACAACUUCAAACAGACAUCUUUAUUAGCGGUGUUGCAAUGUUAACUUUUGCACUUAUUAUUCUAGCAAUUACUGGUGUUGUUAUUUACAGAUAUCGUGUUUGGGGGUACAAAAAGGUUCAUUCUGCAAAUGGCGGGUUCGUUGAAGAUGUCACUCUUCGAUCGUAUACAUAUGUUGAGCUCGAAAAGGCAACCAAAGGUUUCACUGAUGAAGUGGGCAAAGGAGCUUUUGGGACAGUUUAUAAAGGGGUCAUGUCAAAUGGCGGGAGAGUAGUGGCGAUCAAGAAACUAGAGAAAGUGGUGGGUGAAGGAGAGCGAGAAUUUCAAAAUGAGGUGAAUGCAAUUGGGAGGACCCAUCACAAAAAUCUGGUUAAAUUGCUUGGCUACUGUCAUGAUGAAUCGAACAGGAUUUUAGUUUAUGAGUACAUGACCAAUGGCUCACUUGCAGAUUUCCUUUUCAGAUCUGAUGGAAGGCCAGCUUGGGAGGAAAGAAUUGGUAUAGUUCUCAAUGUAGCUCAAGGCAUACUUUAUCUACAUGAAGAGUGUGAGACACAGAUCAUCCACUGUGACAUCAAACCUGAAAAUAUACUAAUGAGUGAGCGAAAAUGCGCAAAACUUUCAGAUUUUGGAUUGGCCAAGCUGCUCAAAUCUGAGCAAACCGGGACACAUACUGGGUUCAGAGGAACCAGGGGGUAUGUUGCACCGGAGUGGCUAAGGAACAUGCCGAUAACAGUGAAAGCAGAUGUAUAUAGCUUUGGGGUUGUGUUGUUGGAGAUCAUAUGUUGUAGAAGAAGUGUGUAUAUGGACAUUCCUGAGGAUGAAGUAGUUCUUGAGAACUGGGUGUACCAUUGUUUGGAGGCCGACGAAUUACAUAAGCUAGUGCAGGAUGAAGAAGUGGACAAGGCUAAAAUUGGGAGGAUGAUCAAGAUAGGACUUUGGUGCAUCCAAUAUGAGCCAUCAUUGCGCCCGUCGAUGAAGAAGGUGGUACUGAUGCUGGAAGGGACAGUAGAAAUACCAGCUCCUCCAAAUCCUGACUCGCAGUCACAGCACCCGGAGUUUUUGACGCCAACUGAGUGGUUAACUGAUUAG